GGCCGACCAGGGUUAAUCCCCACAACGCCCCUUUCCGUUUCUCUUGGCUUUCGUCUUUACUUCAAAAGCAGAGCUCUUGGCUCUCGUUUACCCUCUUUCCUGUGCUUCAACUCCCAUGAAGUUCGUUGUUGUCUGAGACAACUUCUAUUCAGCAGCUGCUUUAUUUUUUUGUUUCUUUUCUGUUUAAUCCUUUCUUGCUCCUUGAAGCUCGUUGGCUUCAUUACCCUUCUUUGUAAAUUCUUCCGCUUAGCAGGUUCUUCCUGGUCCAACUGCCAACUAAGGCCAGGUCUUUCCGAGUCUCUUUCAUUUUAUCCACCUGGUGUGGUGAUACGUAUAUAUUUUUACGUCAUCCUUCUUUCACUUCAUUUACGAUUAUAGGAAGAUGCAGUCUUUCGCGAAGCUGUUGCUCCUCUUUGGGCUCUUGGCCUUGGCUUCUGCCUCCCCGGUCAGAGUCCAAAAACGAGGUGUAUACAAGGUUGAACGAGUUGCGAACCCUAACUAUACCGGCCGUAAUGGCCCUCGAGCUCUGUUGAAAACUCUCCGUAAAUAUAGGAUGCCCAUACCGGCAUCCGUUGCAGGCGCUGCUCAGCAACAGACCGAGAUGAUCUCAAAGAGAGAGCCUAAGAGGGGAAAAGGAAAAGCUCACGGUCAAAAGGGUCAGAAUGGAGGUGCAGCCGCUAACGGAACCGGUCUUGUGACGGCAACCCCUGAGGCUAACGAUGUCGAAUAUCUGGCUCCUGUCACCAUUGGUGGGCAAACUUUGAAUCUCGAUUUCGACUCCGGCUCGUCCGAUCUAUGGGUUUUCAACAGUCAGCUUAGCGCAGCCGCGACCCAGGGCCACACUAUCUAUGACCCAACUCAAUCCAAGACAUUUGCUCUCAUGAAAGGUGCCUCAUUCCAGAUUUCUUACGGUGACGGCUCUGGUGCUGCGGGCAACGUCGGCACUGAUACUGUGGACAUUGGCGGCGCUACCGUUACCAAACAAGCAGUAGAGUUGGCCACCGCUGUCUCCCGAUCCUUUGUCGAUGAUGCCAAUAGCAACGGUCUACUCGGUCUCGCAUUCAGUCAGCUUAACACUGUCCAACCAGCUCCGCAGAAGACGUUCUUCGACAAUGUAAAGUCGUCACUCGCCGAGCCUGUUUUCACUGCCGAUCUCCGCGCGCAAGCAGUUGGCGCAUACGAGUUUGGGCGUAUAGAUACGAGCAAGUUCACAGGUGACAUGACAUUUGUUCCCGUCAAUACAACAGAUGGUUUCUGGCAAUUCACAAGCGAGAAAUUCGCAAUCAAUGGUGGAACACCCCAGACUUCUACAGCCGGCGCACAAGCGAUUGCCGACACCGGUACCACUCUCCUUCUGGCUGAUCCUGCUGUGACACAGGCCUACUAUGCGCAAGUUGAUGGCGCCGUAGAUGACCAACAGCAAGGUGGUUUUACGUUUCCUUGCAACGCACAACUGCCUGAUCUCCAGCUGGAUGUGGGUGGCACCAUGGCUACCGUCAAAGGCGCUGACAUCAACUUUGCUCAAGUCGAUGAUCAGACUUGUUUCGGUGGUCUACAAGCUUCGACGGCAGGUCUCCAGAUCUACGGUGAUAUAUUUUUCAAGAGCAAUUUUGUCGCCUUUAACGGCGGAAACAACACUCUUGGAUUUGCACAGCACGUAUAGAUGUGCCUCUUGCAUGUAACCAUAUGUAUAGGUUACUAUUUUCUUGCAUGUGGGCUAUGGCCAUGAACUGUAUAUAUCAUAUAAGAUUUUUUAUUCCAAGAAGCAU
Molecule: messenger RNA, 1769 nt
Organism: Daldinia decipiens
Lineage: Eukaryota; Fungi; Ascomycota; Sordariomycetes; Xylariales; Hypoxylaceae
Product: acid protease
Exons: 2
Coding region: 383-1663 (426 amino acids)
Biological process (GO): proteolysis
Molecular function (GO): aspartic-type endopeptidase activity
Source: RefSeq, a predicted model, not a curated record